AUGUUAGCCCCUAUCCUUUUAUUAUCCUUACUGAACCCUCUUGUGUUUGUAUUACCAGUUGAAAGUGGAGAACGUGUGUCUUACGCUAUAACCAUCUUCUUGUCUUUUGCCGUGUUUAUGACUUUGCUCAGUGACAAUAUCCCCAAAUCUUCAGAACCAAUGUCUUUAAUGUCUUACUUCUUAAUCAUUACGAUGUCAAUGAGCACACUAAUAAGCGUUUUGGCUGUUGUUACAAUGCGUUUUCAUUUUAAAGACCCAACAUUCCAAGUCUCAAGAAAAGGUGUUUUUCUGCUAAAUGUUCUUCGAUUCCGAUUCCUGUACGACAUCUGUGGAAAACGAAAAAAGAAGGCUAAAGUCGCUGACAAAUCUGCCGAAUUGGAUGUAAGUUUUGAAAAGAAAUAUAUUGCUCCUUACGAAGAUGAGCAAGAUAUUGAGGCGGAGGAGAAAGUAACUUGGAAGAUUUUAGCGGAGGGAUAUGACAGAGUGAUGAUGCACUAUUUUUACAUCUUUCUUUUCUUUCAGUGGUUUAGUCUGAUGAUAGCAUUAACGUGA
Saccostrea cuccullata (small rock oyster) is the source of this 552-nucleotide messenger RNA. RefSeq names its product acetylcholine receptor subunit delta-like. The transcript has a single exon. Gene Ontology annotation, cellular component: synapse; neuron projection; plasma membrane. Gene Ontology annotation, biological process: regulation of membrane potential; chemical synaptic transmission; monoatomic ion transmembrane transport. The record is from RefSeq and is a predicted model, not a curated record. Lineage: Eukaryota; Metazoa; Mollusca; Bivalvia; Ostreida; Ostreidae. Gene Ontology annotation, molecular function: acetylcholine-gated monoatomic cation-selective channel activity; transmembrane signaling receptor activity. The coding region runs from base 1 to 552 and encodes 183 amino acids.